AUGGCUCCGCUGAAUAUCCUCAUUGUAGGCUGCGGCAUUGCCGGCCCCACGCUCGCCGCCUUCCUCCUUCUCUCACCCGUGCCCGCCUCUGAAAAACCACGAAUAACCAUUCUCGAGAGGUCUUCGGCCAUCCGUUCCCAGGGGCGGAAUAUCGAUAUCCGCGGCGUUGGUGUGGCCGUUAUCCGCAAGCUCGGGCUCGAGUCAGCCAUUCGGGCCGCAACAACGGGCGAAGAAGGCGUCCAGUGGGUUACCAAGGAGAACCAUGUCUGGGCGUCGGUCCCCGCCAGUGGCGGCGCUGGAUUCCAUUCCCCUACCAGCGACAUCGAGAUCAUGAGGGGCAGACUGGCCGAAAUCUGCUGGAAGCGGAGCAAAGCACUCAGCGACGACGUCCAGCGAAAGGGCGGGGCCGGGAUCGACUUUAUCUUUGGAGACCACCUCGGCGACCUGCGGCAGGAAAGGGCCAAGGUCUGUGUGCAGUUUGCCGAGAGCGGAGACACAAAAACAUACGACCUUGUCGUUGGUGCCGACGGGCUGCACAGCGAGACACGGAAAAUGGUAUGGGGGGCCGACGGAGAGGAGGAACGGGUGAAGCAGCUCGGUAUGUAUGGAGCCUUUUUCAGCAUCCCGCCGGCAGACACAGACACAAAGUGGCGGCGCUGCUUUCACACCGCCGGCCGCCGGGUCAUGAUGUUGAGGCCGGAUAAUCAGAGCGGCCGGACGACCGUCUUUCUCAACAUCGUCAACGAGAAAGACUCGCGCUUGCACGAUGCGGCCAGAAACGGGCAUGGUAGUGUGCAAGCCCAGAAGGAACUGAUCAAGGAAUAUUUCCACGACGCUGGCUGGGAGAGCGACAGGGUUCUCGGGGAGAUGAUGGAGACCAAGGACUUUUACUAUGAGACUGCGGCUCAGGUCAAGAUGGAAACAUGGAGCAAGGAGAGGGUGGUUCUCUUGGGCGACGCUGAGUACUGCCCGUCGCCCAUGUCGGGCAUGGGGACGACGUUGGCCAUGUACGGUGCCUACACCCUGGCCGGGGCUCUCGUUCAGCAUCCCCAGGAUAUCUCGGCGGCACUCGCCAAGCACGAACAGACAAUGCGGCCGUCGGUUGACGACGCGCAGAGGCUGAUGCCAGGCAUGCUUCGGCUCAUGAAUCCCGAAACACCCUGGGGAGUGUGCAUGGUCGAUACCGGCAUCAAGUUUCUCAUCUGGACUCGACUGAUACGCGUCUUGAUGAUGCUGAAGGGGUCAAAGACUGCCACAAAGCCGGUCGACGACUAUGGUUUCGAGCGGCUGCCGGAUUGGAGAGAGUAA
Lasiosphaeria miniovina is the source of this 1308-nucleotide messenger RNA. Its product is annotated as 2-polyprenyl-6-methoxyphenol hydroxylase-like oxidoreductase. Bases 1 to 1308 code for a protein of 435 amino acids. The transcript is spliced from 2 exons. Lineage: Eukaryota; Fungi; Ascomycota; Sordariomycetes; Sordariales; Lasiosphaeriaceae. Gene Ontology annotation, molecular function: FAD binding. The record is from RefSeq and is a predicted model, not a curated record.